This is a messenger RNA of Acanthocheilonema viteae, 1116 nucleotides long. Lineage: Eukaryota; Metazoa; Nematoda; Chromadorea; Rhabditida; Onchocercidae. The record is from the annotation of a GenBank genome assembly.
AUGCUACACCUGAACACUACUGGUGGACAACGUGAGUUUCUAAGAGCAGCUGAAGAUGCUGCAGAUGAUGUUUCAAAGAUGGAUCAGUUCCGGACUGGUGGACAACGUGAGUUUCUAAGAGCAGCUGAAGAUGCUGCAGAUGAUGUUUUGAGGCAUACAAAACAUUUUCUUCCUCAUGUUGCACGGCUUUGUCUUAUAUCAACAUUUAUUGAAGAUGGUAUCCGUAUGUGGUUCCAAUGGGAUGACCAAAGACAGUUUAUGCAAGUAGACAUUGCAUGCAUUUUGCUAGCUUCUGUUGUUGCUUUACAAACAAUCGCGUAUCAUAUAUUGUGGGAUUUGAAAUUUUUGGCAAGAAAUGUUGCCGUUGGAGGUGGUUUGCUGCUUCUGUUUGCUGAGACGCAAGAAGAAAAUAGAAGCCUUUUUGCUGGUGUUCCACAAGUUGGUGAUGCAAACCGUGGAAAAUCUGCAAUGUUACUUACUGGACGUAUAUUUCUCAUAUUCAUGUUCCUGUCAUUGAUUCACUUCGAAUGGAAUUUUGUAAAAAUUAUCGAAAUAGUUGUUGGAGGAGCUUUGAUGAUACUUGUGCUUGUUGGAUACAAAACAAAACUUUCCGCUUUUGUACUUGUUAUAUGGCUAUUCGGUUUAAAUCUAUAUCUGAAUGCUUGGUGGAUUGUGCCAGCAGAUCGUUUUUAUCGUGAUUUCAUGAAAUAUGACUUCUUUCAAACAAUGUCAGUUAUUGGCGGACUGUUGCUUUUGGUGGCCUAUGGUCCCGGUGGUGUUUCGGUUGAUGAUUACAAGAAACGAUGAAAAACAGCGACUGCUUCACAACUCCGAAUUGCAAAUAUUACAGAUAAUGCAAAUUAUGCAGCUCUACAAAGAAAGUACGUCAGUGACGCCGAAUAUGCACAAUUACUUGUUCCAACGUGGGAAUUUUCAAAACAAAAAUAUAUUCCAUCUAAAGCUAGGGAUAUAGGAACACUACAACAUGCGUUUAUUAUUUUACUGAGUGGUUAUACUUCAAACCUUCUCGGCCAAUUUAAUCUGAAAUUUUCAAUUUCCGGACUUAUUGUCCACUUACCAAUCAAGCAUAUUUCGGCAUCAGCUCUGGAUGGAUAA